AACUAUUUGAACAAAAAAAAAAAAAAUCUUGGCUGUGGUCUCUAAGCCAAUUUUUCCCCCCUUACCCCCUUUGCAACGGCUUAGGGUUAUUUCCAAAUUAAAACUCGUUUUAUUGAUGCGAUAGUUUACAUUUUUGUAAACUUCUAAAAUUAUACGUAUUUUUUACGAUUUUUAAUUACCUUUUUAUAAUUAUAAUAAUAUAAUGACCACGGCCGCCGCGCCAGCAAUGUCUAGUGAACGAUUUCAAAAUACAAAAAAUAGGAUCGCGUCACUAUCAAGUAAAAAUGAAGAGUUUCUCGACCAAAUAAACAAAUUACAACAUUCACAUUCUCAAGCUUUAACUGCAUUAAAUAGUCAAUUGGAAACCAUUCCUACAGAUGAUUCAGAACAAAAUAUUGAUAAUCUAGUUAAUAAUUUAAAAUUUAAUCAAAGGCGUAGUAAUAAUUUACAACAACAAUCAAUAUCUACUGUACUUAGGUCAGAUAAAUUAGGUAACGGAAAAGAUCUUGAAGAUGUAAUGGAGGUGGAAGAUGAUUAUAAAAUGAAAAUGAAUGGAACAGGAACAAUUACUGCUAUUGAUGAUUCUUUAUCAUCGAGAAAAUCGGCAAAACUUGCAAUGGUAAAUCGUACUGUUAAGGAAUUAAAAAAAAUUGAAUCUAAUGGAGAAUUGGAUCGAAAAUAUUUUUCAGCUGAAAAUAAUUCAGAUUCUGAAGAUGUUAAUGAGAAUAGUAGUAUUGAAGAUAAAGAUUUUGAAAAUAUUAACGAUCGACGAAGAAUUCUUAAGAGUCAUCCUACUUUAACUAUUAAUACUAAAACUACAAAAUCAUCUUCACGAUUAAUUACACCAGAAUCUUCUGAUUCAGAAUUUGAUAUUUCAAAAGCACAUAUGCCUCUUGCUCCUACAUUAGGUGGAAGUAGAAAUUCUCUUCGUGCUGCUCGUCAUAGUUCUGCUGAACAUUAUAAUGGUAACAUAACAGAACGACGUGGUCGGGGUAUAUUUUCAAUGGAUGAUGUCAUUGAAGAAGAAAGAGGAGGUUCUUUAUCAGAUGUAGCUGAACAAAAUGAAAUAAGUACUGAAAAUAUUAAUCGUAUGCGGGGUAAGCAAAUAAUUUCUGCAAAUGGUAGAAAGCGAACACAAAAAUAUAUGGAUGAAAAUGAUGUUCCUAAAACAAUUAAAAUGCAUCGAAGACCACAAACAGAUGAUUCAUAUGCUGAUAUUCCAGAUGAUAAUAGUAGUGUAAUGUCAACCGAUUCUUAUCUUCAAAUAGAAGAACUUAGAGCGCGCAUUCAAAAACUUGAGUCAGAACGCAUUGAUGAUGAACUUAUGUCUGAACGAAAGAGCCAAAGAAGAAAGAAACAUCAUUCUGAUUCAAUAUCUCCAGCUGCUCUGUCUCCUGAUAGUUCCCAAGGUGGGACCAGUUCGAUCACAGGUGUUCCAAGACGUUCUCCGGCAUUGGCCCAACAUCAAAAACAUUUGCAAAAUGCCUUUGAUAUGUUUGAGAAAGCAUUUACAACAGAUUAUCCGGUUGAUGAUUCCUCACCCCCACCUUCACAUUCAAUGGCAAUGGUAGUGUCAUCGGCACUUUCAUUAAAUCAAAAGUUGCGUUCAAUCAUGUCACAAAUGGAACUUGAUGGUCAACUUGAAAGAGGAAUGAAGGCAUUAUUAAAAACGAGUGAUGAACAGGUCCGAAGUUUAACCGAAUGUUUAUUAGCACUUGCUCCUCUUUCUCCAAAAAGAGUAUCAUCAAAGAAAAUGGAGAGAGAUCAACUUGGUAUAAAAGGAUAUGCUUAUUAUCCUGGUGAUUCAUCCCUCUUGCAAGCUUCUACUCCUUCACAUUCCACACGAUCUAUUUCUCCUCCUAUACCAAGAAUAUCAUCUGCUCCAGUUAUUGCUUCCCAUGAAUCACAGAUUAGUGAACAUGAUCAGCUACAUGAUCAAUCCUCACGAAGAGUUUCUCCAGGUCCUCCAUCUGAUCAAUCAUCUCCACCUAAUUCAUAUUAUGUUCCACAAAGAGCUACAUCACGUUAUAGGUCUUCCUCUCCAACCUUACCAGAAUAUAAUGAUUCACAAAUUUCAGCUACACGUGUAUUAGAACGAAAAUCACGUCGUUCCUCUGGUACUGCAUAUUCUGGUACAAAUCCUAUUUCAUCAACUUCACCUUCUCCACCACCAAUGCAACAUCCACCUUCUCAUUAUGAUCAACCGGGGUCGCGUGUUUAUUAUGAACGCGAAAUUCCACGUGAAACACCUCGUGAACUACCUCGGUUACAAAGAUUCAGUAUACAAGGAUAUAACAAUGUUUCAUCCCAACCGGCCUCUUCAGCAUAUCAGAGAACUGCAUCACGUCCAUUAACACAUAUUCGAACCGAUGAAUUAUCUUAUCCUUCUAAUCACGUUCGAACAUCAUCUACAUCAUCUACAUCAUCUAUUCAUCGUUCUUCAUCGGGAAGAUCAUAUACGUCACGUGUUGCUAAUGAAGAAUAUGUAAAUAGUCCAGUUUCAACUACAAGAUCACAACCACGAUAUGAGUAUACUCGAAGGUAUCCUUCUGAUGGUCAAUCUCCAAUAGAAAGACGUCCAACGCCUGGAAUGGAGACGGAUCGGAGAUAUUCAAGACGUUUGGUAAAUCAAAUAUACGAGCCUGAAGAUGGCUAUGAUGGGUCAAAUGGUUACGGAGAAAAUAUUCCUGAAAGAGAUUACAUUAGAGAUGAUAAAAUGGGAAUAAGAAGAAACAUCUCUAAUGGUAGUGGUACUUUUAGACAAAAAAUGGUACCUGCUCAAGAACAAGAAGUAAACAGAAAUGUUGGAGUUGGUAAUGAAGAAAGUCGAGGUGGUCAACAAAAUGAUGAAAUAAAUGAUCAAAAUGUUCAAGUAAACGGCACGAAUGUUGAAAAUAGUGAAGAAAAUGACGGAUAUAUAUGAUGAAAGUCGUAUUCCUACCACUUGCAAUUAUUGCUCAUUUUCUGCAAUUUUUUCUCCAUAACAAUAUUGAACUUUAUUUUGCAAGCUGGUCUUGACACGCACGUUGAAUACUUUUUCUUAUAAAUAUUUAAUCAAAAAAUUAUUUCGUUGUAGAUAUUUUUUCUCCCAUUUAUUAUUUUUAUAUAUUAUUAUUAUUCGCAUAUGUUUUAACAAUUACGUUUUUUCCCAACCUUAUUGAAUUAUUUAUUAUUUAUGUUUUUAUCCC
This is a messenger RNA of Rhizophagus irregularis DAOM 181602=DAOM 197198, 3188 nucleotides long. RefSeq lists its product as uncharacterized. The record is from RefSeq and is a predicted model, not a curated record. Lineage: Eukaryota; Fungi; Glomeromycota; Glomeromycetes; Glomerales; Glomeraceae.